Molecule: messenger RNA, 1296 nt
Organism: Micromonas commoda
Lineage: Eukaryota; Viridiplantae; Chlorophyta; Mamiellophyceae; Mamiellales; Mamiellaceae
Exons: 1
Coding region: 1-1296 (431 amino acids)
Source: RefSeq, a predicted model, not a curated record
AUGACCGCGACGGGCGCGGCGGACGUCGUCAACGUCGUCGGCCGCGCCGCCGCCUUCCUCGGCACCGCCAUUGACAGCGCCAUCGAGAACACCGCCGCCGUCGUCGAACACGCCGCCAAGCGAGCCGACCAGAUGGCGUUCGCCAACUCUCCCAAGAACGGACCUACCCGCGAUUCGCCCCGGUGGAGGCGGCACGGAUCGAGCCCGGGUAAGGGCGCGCGGCUGUCUAACCUGUCUCCCAAGGCGAUGAACAAGGGCGGAUCGCGAUUCGGCGGCGGUAAGGGUCACGGCUCGCCGGGGGGCGGCGCGAGGAGGAGCCCCGCGGGCAAGGGUCCAUACAGGAGCCCCGGCGGGGCCGGCAUCAGGGUGUUCCGCUCGCCCAGCCUGGCGUCCUCGGGGAAGAAGAGCAGGUCGCGGAUGUCCGGGGAGUACGGCCGCGUCGACGCGAUCCCGAUGAAGACGGGGGACGACGCGCCCGGCGACGAUGACUGGGGCUGGAACGCCAAGUCACCGACGGGGGAGGAAAAGACCCGCAACGUCGCCGCCGCCACCGCGCACCUUCGGCGUGAGCUCGCGGAGGUUCACACCGAGCGCGAUGAGCUCAAGUCCGCCGUCGGGGCGCUGAACAGGCGGCUCAAGACACUCGCGGAGGAGCACGAGAUGCUCAAGAAGCAGAACCUCGGCUUGCAGAAGCGCAUGGCGGCGAGCCAGUACGAGAGUCAGGGCGGGGGAUCCGACCCGCUCGCCGAACAGGUGCGGCACCAGCUGGAGCACCUGGUGAUCGAAAAGGGUAAGCUGGCGCAGGAGAACGCCAGCCUGAGGCGGGAGUGCGAGUCCCUUCAGGAGCUGCUGAUGUACUCCAACAUGGCGUCGCAGGUUGAGUCGAUGUACUCCUCGGGCGGGAUCUUUGGGCACGCGUACGACGAGGAAGGAACCGACGACGACGACAUCGACGUCGAUAGGGUCGACGUCGAUAGGGUCGAUGGGGUCGCGGGGGAAGACGACGAGGCUUUCGAGACUGUCGCGCCACGAGCCGAGGAGGCUGACGACGCGCAGCCGCCGCCGCCGCGGGAGGAGGACGCCGAGGUCGCCGUCGCCGAGCCGCCGGCGGCGGAGUCGGAGCCCGUCGCGGAGGACGUCGCCGCCGACGCCGCCGACGCCGCCGCGGAGCCCGAGCCCGAGCCCGAGCCCGAGCCCGAGCCCGUCGUCGCGACCGCGACCGAGGAGGAACCCGAGGCUCCUGCGGAGGGCAAAAAGAAGCGAGGGGGCAAGAAGGGGAAGAAGGGUAAGCGGUGA